AUGGCAUUAAGCAAGUUAUUUUCUUCAGCUUGUUGGCUGAAUAGUACAGUUAACUCCCCCAACAAGCCAAAAUUCGCUCCUGAACAAGAAGAGGAAGAUAAUUAUAAAGAAAGUGCACUCUCUUGGAUAUACGAAAAACUUCCGACCAGUUUUGUUCCCUAUGCUCAACUUGUUCGUCUUGAUAAACCUACUGGUACCUGGUUGCUUUAUCUUCCAUGUGCAUGGAGUAUAUCAAUGGCCUCCUAUCACGCAAACUUACCCUUAAACCAAACAAUAUCAAUGUUAGGUUUAUUUGGGAUUGGUGCCUUCGUGAUGAGAGGUGCAGGAUGCACCAUAAAUGAUAUGUGGGAUAGUCACAUUGAUCGAAUGGUAGAACGCACUAAAACACGACCACUCGCAUCUGAUAAAAUCACUCAAAUUGAAGCAUUAUCUUUUUUGGCUAUUCAGUUAUCCGCAGGCUUGUCUAUUUUGACACGGUUGAAUCUGUAUAGCUUAGUCGCCAUAUAUCCAUAUAUGAAACGUGUAACAUUUUGGCCUCAACUAUUUCUUGGAUUUGCUUUCAAUUGGGGAGCUUUACUAGGUUGGCCUGCUAUGUUAGAUAGCAGUGAUUUUACCGUGACUUUGCCGUUGUAUGCUAGUGGAGAUAAAAAAUACGAUAAACUAGUCGAUGUAAAGUCCACGGCACUUUUGUUUGGCUCUAACACACGAAAAUGGUUAUCCCUAUUCUCCGGAGCAAUGGUAUCAUUAGUCGCAUUAUCAGGCUAUGCAAAUGUUCAAGGAUUACCAUUUUAUUUAAUUUCUGUUGCUGGGUCUACUACACAUUUAUUUUGGAUUGUGCACAAGACAGAUUUUGAUAAAGCUGAGGAGUGUGGACGAAAAUUUAGGAUGAGUAAGUGGACUGGUGGGGUUGUAUGGUUGGGCAUUUUGGUGGAUGAUAUAUGGAAAAGGGUGAUGAUGUGA
Ambispora gerdemannii is the source of this 960-nucleotide messenger RNA. The record is from the annotation of a GenBank genome assembly. NCBI's taxonomy places the organism in Eukaryota, Fungi, Glomeromycota, Glomeromycetes, Archaeosporales, Ambisporaceae.